AUGGGCUGUGGCUCGUGGGACAUCCAAUCGGAGAGAACGUGCCACUGUCAGUGCAACAAUAUGGACUGGACAUCGGCCCGCUGCUGCAAGGUCGUAUCUAAGUAG
Messenger RNA from Staurois parvus, 105 nucleotides. Lineage: Eukaryota; Metazoa; Chordata; Amphibia; Anura; Ranidae. The record is from the annotation of a GenBank genome assembly.